AUGGAUGCUGGCAACAGGAAUGGCGAACGGUUGUAUCACGAAAUUGCAAAAUUCUACAACAAUGAAUUGAAUUCUGCACUGUCUUCCAUCCCUAUGUCUGACAUCAAUAUGCAGGAUAUGAUGGAACUCAACAACAUUGAUGAGGAUGACUGCGGUACAGACUAUGACAAGUUGAAUGCUACUGAUUGCCUCAAUUUGAAGAAGCACAUUGAUCACCAUUACAGGGUUGCUCAUGAAAGAAAAAAAAUGUCGGGCAACCACAGCGACUUCCACAACUUUGUGGGACAACGGCCAUUCUUGUAUCUAUAUCACCUGCUGAUGAAAGAAUCUUCAAAAGACACCAAGCAAGCCCCCCCCCCGCGAAGCACUCGCAGCAGCCUUUCUUCAUCUGGAAAAAGGAAGAGCCGCCCUGAGAAUGACUUAGGAGAUUCCAUGAGAAUGCUUGUCGAUUUGAAGAGAGCCGAAAUGGAAAAGAACUCAAAUGAUUACAGUUCAAAGCUUUGGAAAGUUGAGGAUGACUUAGAUAAGAACUUGGAGAAACGGACGGCAAAUAUGACCAAGACACUAAAACUCCAAGAACAAUUGAACCAAUGUUCAGAUGAGCACACUAAAGAACGUAUGAAACAUCUACUAUGUGAUCUGGAAAGGUCAGACAUCAUGUUGGGCAAGUCUUACCGCGUUGUGGAAAAGAAGAGGGACGACAUCCUUGAGGACGCAAGAAGUCCAGUGUCUUCUCCAAUCAAAAGGCUCGAGUUGCGUUUUGAGACAUCCGACGUUUCGGAUGAUGAAGAGGUAUAA
Molecule: messenger RNA, 798 nt
Organism: Cylindrotheca closterium
Lineage: Eukaryota; Bacillariophyta; Bacillariophyceae; Bacillariales; Bacillariaceae
Source: the annotation of a GenBank genome assembly